AAACAUUUUAAAAACCUACCAUCUCCAAAUCAAAAAAGAAAUUAGGUGUUGCUAGCUGCUUCAAUCAGAAAAAUGGCGGAUGCAGUGAAGUUGUAUGGCACUGUCUUAAGUGCAUACGUUUCCAGAGCGAAAAUCGCUUUGAAUAUCAAGGGAAUCAAGUACGAAAAUCUUGAAGAAGAUCUCAGCAACAAAAGUGCCGACCUUUUGAAGUACAAUCCCGUUUUUAAGAAAGUACCGGUGUUGCUACAUAAUGGAAAACCGAUCUCGGAGUCUCUUGUGAUCGUUGAGUACAUCGACGAUGUCUGGAAAGGAGUGCCGAUUUUGCCUCAGGAUCCUUAUGAGAGGGCUAUUGCUCGAUUUUUGGCAAAAUUCAUUGAUGAAAAGUGUAUCCCUGUGAUUAAGGCUGUUGGCAGCAAUGGGGAUGAGAAGGCUAUCGCAGAAGCUUGUGAGCAACUUCAAAUACUAGAAAACCAACUCAAAAUCAAAGGCACCAAAUUCUUUGGAGGCGACAGCAUUGGUCUGGUUGAUAUUGCAGCUGAUUUCAUAGCUUAUUGGCAUGCAAUAAGGGAAGAAGCAGCUGGAAUAAAGUUCUUCACUGAAGACAAGUUUCCAAAACUGACCAAAUGGGCUGAUGAUUUCGUUAACAGUGAAGCUGUGAAGAAUACCUUGCCACCACGUGAACAGAUGCUUGCAUUUUACUUGAAGUUUUUCGGAAAGGCUAAUGGUAUGUGAAGUUUAUAAACUUCCAUGAUCGUUUUGUUUUGUUAGGGGUAUGCAUGAUGCAUGUGUUGUUAUUGAAGUUGAAGUUUCCGUUACGUCCAUCUAUCGUUGUUGAAAUAAGCAGCUCUUAUAUGCUUACGUAUUUUUGUAUUAUGUAGUAUGUGAGAGUUCCGAUGUUAAUUACCGGUUUCCUACAUUUUGGUACGUAUGCAAUAUAAAACCAUUAUCUUGGAGAUAUUGUCCGGGAAGAUGAGCUAGUACAUGUAUGUGUUGUUGA
Messenger RNA from Lactuca sativa (garden lettuce), 997 nucleotides. RefSeq names its product putative glutathione S-transferase. Gene Ontology annotation, biological process: glutathione metabolic process. Gene Ontology annotation, cellular component: cytoplasm. Lineage: Eukaryota; Viridiplantae; Streptophyta; Magnoliopsida; Asterales; Asteraceae. Gene Ontology annotation, molecular function: glutathione transferase activity. The record is from RefSeq and is a predicted model, not a curated record.